CGUUAGCGACACCGUCACAAAGUAAAAUAUUUUUGACGUUUCAUAUACACUUUUCUUAUCAUGGAUUUUACACUUUUACAAACGUUUAUACAAUACAAAUAUUUAUGAAAUGGUGGAAGACACAAGUAGUGAAGAUAACACAACAACUAACAAAGGUGUGAAUGCAAGAUCUGAAUCUUUGCCAGUUCGAGUUCACAGAUUUUCGGAAAGUGAAACUUCGUCGUCAAACAAUGCACCAAGAGGUUCCAUAUCCGACAUAAAAAACGAAAUUCAAAACGUAUUAGAUCUAAUGGGUCCAACAACUCCCGAUUUGACCACAUCACAUUACACAAGUAGUGAUGCAGAAAACGAUGAGUCUGUUUUGUCAGCACUUGAUACACGUCGCACGAGACUUUCUUCGGGUUGUGACAAGUGUUCAAACAAUUGUUGUUCUUCGAGUAAGAGUUCAAAUAAAAAGGAUUCGGUAAUGGCAGAUGCUGGGACCUGUUCAUUAAACAAUUUUGAGCACUUUGAAGAUAUUGAACCUUCAUGUUGUGAUCAUAAUCAUUUUAGUGUGAGGCCUGAGUGCUUGUGUAUGAGACCUGUUGCUUCGUCCACAAGAUGUGAAGGUUACUACCUUAUGCCCAACAAAAGUGGGUCGAAAUUAACAACAGUUGACUGUAAAAAACGAAAUUUAUUCGAAUGGAUAAAAAAUAGAUCACACGAACUUAUAAUAAGGAAACAAAACUACAGUCCUUGUGACUUGUAUAAAAUUAAUAUUUGUGGACAAGAAGACGACACAGGUCCUCCAAAACGAGUAGUUUUCGAUUUGGUUGAUGGUAUCCCUCGGCCAUCUUCGACCACUGUUGCAACAAACACAAUCCAUAAUCCUGUCGAAAAAACAACUAAAAACAACGAAACAAAUUCGAACAAUAAUUGUAACUGUAGUAACGAAAUAAAACCGAAAAGAACAAUGACAAUGGCACAAAGUACGAUUCAAAAAAAUGUUUACUACGACAGUGAAGGAAAUACAAGAGUUGAUUAUUAUUAUUUUGACCACGGCAAUGCGCAGUUUCUGCAUACGACUGAUACGCCUCCUGUGAUGAAAUGCGAACUUAUAGCUGAAAAAACUGAAAAAUAUACGACAAAAUUUUGGGCCGAGUUUUUUGCUUCAAUUCACAUUGGAGUGUCUUUUUGUGUGUCUUUUAUUCUACAGUUGUUUAAAUUUUUGUUGUAUAGUGUGUUUCGUCCAAUCUUUGUCGGUUUAAUGCAGAUGUGGUCGGAUUAUUUCUUCAAACCUUUUCUUACAACGCUGUUUAAUGGAGUGAUUCAACCGUUUUUAAUUUUUCUUUACAAUAUUGCUACUUCGGUUAGGGAUUUGUGUGAUCCGAUUGCGGAAGCUUUUGGGUAUUAUUGUCGUGAACUGGCGGUUUUGCUUAAGGCUAUUCGGUUGUGUAGUUAUAAGAAGAAUGGCAAAGAAGAUAGUAGUUGUGAUUACAGGAAGAAAUAUAAGUGUGAAUGCUGAAUAAAUAAUAUAAUACAUGUUUUGCUAUUAUGAAAUAUAAGAAUAUACAAUACCUAACGAAA
This is a messenger RNA of Tribolium castaneum (red flour beetle), 1566 nucleotides long. RefSeq lists its product as uncharacterized. The transcript is spliced from 6 exons. The record is from RefSeq and is a predicted model, not a curated record. The coding region runs from base 110 to 1504 and encodes 464 amino acids. Lineage: Eukaryota; Metazoa; Arthropoda; Insecta; Coleoptera; Tenebrionidae.